Ictidomys tridecemlineatus (thirteen-lined ground squirrel) is the source of this 402-nucleotide messenger RNA. NCBI's taxonomy places the organism in Eukaryota, Metazoa, Chordata, Mammalia, Rodentia, Sciuridae. The record is from RefSeq and is a predicted model, not a curated record.
AUGGUCCUUCUGAGGAAGCUAAGGCCAUGUUGGGGUGAGGCCCUCACUUCAUCCAAUAAAGCAGUCCAUGACUUGGCCUCUGUAUCUGUCCUGUCCUGUUUAUACUCUGUCCUCAUCCAGCAUGACAACAAGGUGACCAUCAUGGAGGAUAAAAUCAAUGCCCUCAUUUUAAAACCUGGUGUAAAUGAUGAUUUGCUUGCAAAGGCCCUGGCCAAUGUUAACACUGGGAGCCUCAUUUGCAACACAGGUGCUGGUGGGCCUGCUCCAGCAGCUGGUGUGGCAACAUCAGGAGGUCCUGUCCCCACCACAACAGCUUCCUCAGCUGAGGAGAAGAAAGUGCAAGCAAAGAAGGAAGAAUUUGAGGAGUCCAAUGAUUACAUGGGAUUUGGUCUUUUUGAUUAA